Cylicocyclus nassatus is the source of this 987-nucleotide messenger RNA. The record is from the annotation of a GenBank genome assembly. Lineage: Eukaryota; Metazoa; Nematoda; Chromadorea; Rhabditida; Strongylidae.
UUUUAGAUGACGACAGCGGUGUCUGGCUGCAAAUUUUGCGAUAUCGCAAACUAUAAGAGAGAUUUACACCUCAGAGAAUCGGACAAGUGUGUAAUUAUACGUGAUAUCAAACCGAAGACUCCACAUCAUUUCCUAGCCGUUAGCAAAGCUCAUAUCAACAAGCCCUCUGAUCUGACCGCUGCCGACAUUCCGCUCUUGGCGGAUAUGGAAAAGACCGGACGCGAAUAUCUCCGUGCUGAAUUGAAGGCAAGAGGAGAAGCGGACACAGUUGAAGACUUGCUAAGGGUAGGAUUUCAUUGGGGACCGCUGAUCACUGUCAAUCAUCUUCAUAUGCAUAUAUUGUAUCCUAUAAGCGAGCUCGGUUUCUUCUCGCGAAAUGUGACAUUCCGCCCUGGCAAAGUUUUCCGUACCACCAGCGAGAUUGUUGGUGAACUGAAGAAAGCUGCCAAUAUACCAGAUCCGCUCCAAGAAAACCCCGCGAAAGAUGACAACCCAGAUAGGCUUUCAGCACAUGCGGUCGCCAAUUAGUCGGUUCUUUCUUUUUAUUCAGCUUCUUUUUUUUAUGUGAUUCAUUCCUUCAUCUCGCCAUCAUCGUCUUUUUGAACACAAACGAAAGGACGGAAGCCAAAUAUUGUGAAAUUGAGUUGCGUAGCAGCUGCAUGACUUACGUAGUAAGCAAAUAGGUUUUGACACAAUGAAAUCCUUCAGUUUCAUGCGAAAUUUUGCCAAAUGAGAUUAUCAAGUUUUAUCUCCUUAGUAACACAUUGCUAUCAAUCACGAUAUUUCUCAGUGCUAUAUUGUAUCCUCGAAUUAUUGGUGCCUAUGUCUUAUAACCAUCUCUGUUCAUCAUAAUAUUCUGUAUAUAAACGAUUCCAAAGACAGCUUUGGCAGACUUUCACCAUCCAGAUAACUUUGUCGUGCCCCUAUUCACCUCUCCAGCACAACUCCCCAUUUUUUGAGUCGAUGCUGAAGACUUCUAAAAUAGCC